AUGAGAGAGAUUGAUGAAGAUUUACAAACUGAGAGAGUACAUAAGAAGCGAUGUGUGUGGAUCGGAACUGGUUCAGUACAUGCGCAGCCAGAUAUCUGUAGUGGAGUAUGUUCAUCUUCACACGAAGUGGACAAAGGACAAACGUUCAAAAUUGCGGCGCUUAUAUCUGAGUGCAACUUUUGGACUACGCACUUGGCAGAACUACGCUACUUGGCAUCUGUAUGUGACGAGAAAGUGGCACUCUACAAAGUGGACGACGAUGCUGCAUGGGACGUCCAAUGGCUGUCCGAAUUUGUAAAAAGCAACAUCACUUUGAAUGGAUUCUUCUGCCCUCGGAUGAAUGAAGCGCCUAUAAGAGACGAGAAAUCCAAAUGGUGA
Ostertagia ostertagi is the source of this 378-nucleotide messenger RNA. Lineage: Eukaryota; Metazoa; Nematoda; Chromadorea; Rhabditida; Trichostrongylidae. The record is from the annotation of a GenBank genome assembly.